AUGGACUUGAGCCCAUUUGGUAAUAAUUCCUUAAAACUUGUGAAAAUCAUGACUCUUUAUGACUAACCCAACUAUAAAUUCAUCUGUACAUGUUGUAGUAUCACUUUGUAUGUCUCUUCAAACAAGGUAUUAUUUGGGUGGGAGGAGAAGUUGACAAGAGAAAGCUGAUCAGGAAGCAAUGGAGGGUGAGAGGCCUCACUUUGUGCUGGUGCAUGGUCUGAGUGGAGGGUCUUGGUGUUGGUACAAGAUCAGGUGUCUCAUGGAGAAUUCUGGCUAUAAGGUCUCGUGUAUUGAUCUCAAAGGUGCAGGAAUUGAUCUUUCAACCCCUGAUUCUAUUCAUUCUUUUGAUGAUUACAACAAGCCUCUCCUAGACUUCUUGACUUCCUUGCCAGAUACUGAAAAGGUGAUAUUGAUAGGUCACAGUGCCGGAGGGAUAAGUGUAACACAGGCAACUUACAGGUUCGCAAAGAAAAUCCAGCUUGCAGUAUAUCUGGCAGCCACCAUGCUAAAGCUAGGAUACUGCACUGAACAAGAUGCCAAAGAUCAGGGAGUACCCAACUUAUCUGAAUUCGGGGAUGUGUACAAAUUUGGAUUUGGAUUAGGUACUGAUAAACCUCCAACCAGUGCUGUUAUCAAGAAAGAGUUCCAGCGCAAGAUAGUCUAUCACAUGAGCCCUCAAGAAGAUUCUACUUUAGCUGCAAUGUUAUUGAGGCCAGGACCAAUCCUAGCUCUCACCACUGCAAGAUUUACAGAGGAAGAAGAUGAUAUAGAAAGGGUACCGCGUAUAUACAUUAAAACAAAGAAUGAUAGAGUAGUGAGACCAGAGCAGCAAGAGGCUAUGAUAAAAAGAUGGCCACCAUCUAAAGUUUACGAUCUGGAUAGUGACCACAGCCCCUUUUUCUCCACUCCAUUUUUGCUCUUUGGCCUGUUGGUUAAAGCUGCAGCUUUUGUUGGGUGUAACUAGGCCACACGAAUCUCUAUUUCUUUUUCUUUCUCUUAUUUUCGAUUGGUGCUCGAAUAAAUACUACAAAACUCUUUGUAGCAUCUUCAUUUUAUUCUUCAUAACAUAUUCCACUUGUCAC
Messenger RNA from Carica papaya (papaya), 1082 nucleotides. It is a transcript of the gene MES17, whose product is annotated as methyl esterase 17. NCBI's taxonomy places the organism in Eukaryota, Viridiplantae, Streptophyta, Magnoliopsida, Brassicales, Caricaceae. The record is from RefSeq and is a predicted model, not a curated record. Gene Ontology annotation, molecular function: methyl indole-3-acetate esterase activity; methyl salicylate esterase activity; methyl jasmonate esterase activity. Gene Ontology annotation, biological process: jasmonic acid metabolic process; salicylic acid metabolic process.